This is a messenger RNA of Acaulospora morrowiae, 912 nucleotides long. The record is from the annotation of a GenBank genome assembly. Lineage: Eukaryota; Fungi; Glomeromycota; Glomeromycetes; Diversisporales; Acaulosporaceae.
AUGAGCGUUCAUUUUCUCUUUCCCAAGCCAUCUUCUACCGAAGAAAAAAAAAAGGAUUCCGAUGGAGAUAUUGACAUGCUCUUAAAAUCUCAAAGGGAAAACUUUGAGAAACAUGUGGUCAUACCGGGAGAAGGGAUCACCCAUGACACAAAAUAUAUGGGGGGACAUGGAACCUACUUUGAUCACGAAACUCAUUUCUCCUCUGUAGCUGGUGUCGUGGAGAGGGUGAACAAUCUGAUCUCUGUGCGGUCUCUACACGCGAGGUAUACUGGGAAUAUUGGUGAUUUGGUGAUUGGUCGGAUAACCGAGGUAUCAAACAAACGAUGGAAAGUUGACAUAAAUUCACGUCAAGAUGCAGUGUUGCUGUUGUCCGCCAUUAAUCUUCCCGGAGGAGUUCAGAGACGUAAGACCGAAGCUGAUGAACUUCAAAUGAGAAAAUUUUUCAUCGAAGGAGAUCUAUUGGCGGCAGAGGUUCAAGGAACAUUUCAAGAUGGUUCGUCAUCCUUGCACACGCGAAAUCUGAAAUACGGCAAACUCCGUAAUGGAUCAUUCCUCGCUGUCCCACCGGCACUCAUCCAACGUUCCAAGACGCAUUUUCACACAUUAUCAUGCGGAAUUGAUGUCACUUUGGGAUUGAAUGGAUAUGUGUGGGUCAGCAAACAUUCUUCCAAACCUUUGGACGAGGUGGAUCCCGAAUCGAUAUAUUCCAAUGAAAAUGAGCCGAUCGAUCAGGCCACUCGGGAAACAAUUGCUCGCGUAUGUAAUUGUAUAAAUGCGCUGAGCAGAAACUUUAUGAACAUCACCGAUACGGUUAUAAACUGUGCGUACGAGGUCUCACUCAAGUAUCCUGUCAAAGAAGUUCUAAAAUCGGAGGCAAUGGAGUUCAUUGUCAAUCAAGUCAAGUCAAGUUAA